GGCGAUUAAUUCUUUUUCAAACUAUGAAAUUUAAUAAAAUAGUAAAACUAUUUGGAUUUUGUUCAAAGUUUCGUACAAAGCAAGAAGUUAAAGAUAAAUAGUUGGAAAUAAAUAGCGGUUAAAAGAUAGAUGUUAUAAAAGCAUGGGGAGCGUUUGGAUUUUCGAAUUACCAUCAUAGAGAUAAAUAAUAUGUGUAAUUUUAAGGUAUUAAAAGAUUUGAAAGAAUCUUUAGCAAAGCUUUGGUGGCGAACACUAAUAAUAGAUGUGCAUUUAAAUAUUAUAGAGGAAUGUUCGUUUGGAACAUACGCUGGACUGGGCAGUAAAUUUGUGCGUAUAUAGUGCAUACCCAGUAUCAAUUGUUUAUGCGUUUGACCGCAAUAUAAAUUCAAUGCAGAAUACCUUAGAUUGAAAAGUAUCCUCUAAUACAUCAACGCAAUUUGAAAUUGAUUAUUCGUUGCAUUGGACGCACUAACUGGUUCGAUGGUGUAUACCUGCCAUAUACGUUGUUUUGACACUUCUUACUGGCUAUAGUUUUUACAAGAUCCGGACAUGAAUACUUCUAUAUACUUCGUACCUGAACACUCUUAAGGCAUUCUGCAUGAUAUGAAUCUGAACGUUCCAAAGACAGUCGGGUUUAUGCACAAUGAUCGGACCCGUAUUUAUACCGUCGGACGACUGUCAUUCAGCACAAAAUAACAUCAUAGUCAAUAUACCACGGACUUUAUCCGAAAAUUUGGAAUUGAUCAAUUUUUAGGUCAUAUAAUUUAUUAGUGGUUUUAAUAAUAAGUAUGUAUUGAAGGAAUAUUCUCAUAAACAAUUUAUGGUAUAGUAUAAUGAUCAUUGCGAACCCAGCACCAGCUUUCACUUUCAUCCCAUUAACAUCAAUAAAAGUUAGAAGAACUAACUUGAAAAGUCGGUUAUAGAGAAAAAUAAGCUGCUAGUAAAGUGAUAUAUUUAUGUUCUUGUAUAUUUAGAGCAAAAUGCAGUGCCAUUCCCCAACGUCCUAUUUUUAUACAAUGUGGAAAAAUAUAAUCUAUAUUGGUUGCAUAUAUAUUGAGUUAUAUUUUGGCAUUUAAUUGUAAAUGUAUGGUGUAUAAUAUCUAUACAAAUUACAAAACAAUAGCACAAAGGUAUAAAAUGUUCACAUUUUAUAUAUGGGGCUAUGUAUGUACAUAAUUUUGAAUAUUGAUGUUUGUUUAAUGACAUAGUCCACUGCGUCCUUUUGCAUAUGUAUAUACAUAUAUUUUUCGGUGGUUUAAGUAUUUAUUGAUGUUUGAAGAUAAAUAUAUUUGGUAGAGCAUUAUUUCUAACUGAAAAUGCAAGUUUGAAUAAUAAUAAUUGAAAAUGUUUUUUAGUUUACAAACUUCAUUUAGCAGAUACGUUAUAAGCCUAUUAAACAAAGCUUUGGCACUACGUUGAAGUAAAACGUAACAAUCUAUGUUUUGCUUUAUAUUCGUUGUCAGUUUUGACAUUUUGCGUAGAAGUCAAUCGAUAAUUUUUCUGCUCGGUCGAUAUUUUCAUUUCUUUCUUGAGUCAAGAGACAAUAAAAAAGUGAUAGAAAAGGAAUUUUUCGGAAUAUUUUGCAAUAAUUAGUUUAAUUGCGUGAGGUCGUGAUAAUAAAGAACGUAAAUGAGUACAUUAAGCAAUAACGGAAGUUGAGGAGUGCAUGCAAGCAAACAAACGCUGAAGGUGGAGAAGGAGGAGCGGAGCAUACUGCGCGACAUUGAAGUUCCAUAACUGCUGCAACUGGCGCUGUCGCUGCGCUGCUGUUUGUGUGUCUAGACGAGGAGGAGCGACGAGGGAGCACAAGGAAGAGGGUGAUAGACAUUGGGAGACACGCACAGCCGCGGAGGCGACGAAAGGAGGCAUAGUAGUAGAAGCGGACAAUUGCGAUGUUAGCACAAGAAAUUAAUUUACUUUGGGAGUGUGCAACCAUUACGAUCAAACACAUUUCGCCACAUACCCGUAAAUUUGUGUGUUCACUGUGUACAUAUAGUAGGUAAACUAGUGUACAAUGGGAAAAACAUCUGGUAAUGAAGAGAGCUAAAAGAUGGUAUCAACUCUGGGCGCCACUGUCGCGUUUAUUCGCUCCCGCGACAAGUUUAAUUAAUGUAACUCGUGCUUUCGCAUUUGUUUAAUGCAUGACGUCCGUUCAUAUAUUUGUUUAAGACCACCCGAAAUUCUACGUUAUUUAAUUCAAUGAACAAAUUAUUAGAAAUGGCUCAGUGUCCGCAUGUUUAGAACGAAACAGUGCAUGAAACUGUCAUCACUGCAUAAAAUAAAACAAUUUUAACAACUUACUUGAAUUAAAGAUACUGUAAUAAUAAGAAAGCGACAUCUUACACAUUUUCGUUAUUAACAAUGAAUAGGCAACAUAUCUUUCGCCUUUAUAAGUGGCUAGUUAGCCCUAUUGCUUCCUAAAAUUUUAACUGGAUACAUCCUUUUGAAAUUAUCAAUUUCUUCACAUUCAAGCCAUUGUUUUAUCCUUAAAUUUCAGAAACUCGACGAGAUACUAGCGUAAGCCUAUACUGGUUAUGUAACUCAUAAAUUAUUGGCGAAAAAAUGUUUGGCUAUCUUAUUCAUAAUAUAAGCCCCAUAGGAAGUUUGGUUCUUCAUGUCCUUUCUAUACAUUUGUUACUUUUUUCUUGGAACAUAUUACUGUUCUGAUAUACAUAUAUAUAUAUCUAGUUUUAAAUCAAAACUGCUAUCUAAUCAUUUCUAAUGUUCCAAAGUAAUCACUCAUUAAUGGUGCUUUAUUUACAGUAUUUGAUUAGGCUUAAUUAUGUCAAUCAAUCCCAUUUUUCUUCGAUCUACUUCAAUUAGUCUAUAUUAAUAUGAGAUUUACAAACAAUUUAUUGGAAAGUGAAAGUUUUCUUUACCGUCCCUUCACUGCUAACGUAUAUUGCCGAUGGUCAUUGGUAUAUCGCUUGGACAUAGCUACAUGAGCUUACCUUUUGUGCACGUAGAAGAACCAAGUGACACAUAUGUUUACACUUUUUAUCGGCAUUAGCUUAUCAAUUGCUGUCUACGGUGGCAGCUUUGGUGUUCUUAUCACUUAUCAGCAUUACUUGAAUCUUAGCGAAAUGUGUUUGUCGUCGUGGUGGAAAUUCAAUUGUACCUCCAAAAAGAUAAAUUGAAAAAAUGUAAUGGUUAAGACGAAGUAUUAUCGCUAUUUCGACAUGGUCAGCACAAAUUUGGUGGUGCCGGUGGUACUUUGGGGCCCCUCAGCACCAACCCACUGCGUAUCCAGCGUAUUUCUAUCCGAUGAUCAAUCAACACUCGUCACCGGUUGCUACGAUGGUCAGAUCUGUUUGUGGCAAGUUGACCCGAUGACUAUGAAAAUGUCACCGCGCUGUCUGCUGGUUGGACACUCGGCACCAGUUUUGUGCCUCGUACGUGCCUCCAUACUGCCUGAAAACAAUUUUCUCGUCAGCUCUUCGGAAAAUGGAGAAAUGUGCACAUGGGAUCUCAUCGAUGGCAAAUGUAUGGAAUCGGUAAAGUUGACACAGGUGCACACACAAAUUCAAAGCUAUCACCCAGCCAACAGCGAAGAUGUGCGCCUCUUUUGCAUUGGCUACUACCCUGAGAUAAUCGUAAUGGACCCAUUUAGUUUGGAAAUAAUUUAUCAGCUCAGUUCAAAAGUAAAGCCCGACUGGAUUUCGGCACUACACGUUUUGCGUCCCAUGAAACGCAAGGACGAUGUCGUUUUGGCGAUCACUACCACUGGUACCGUGAAAGUUUGGACGCUUAUUGGUAACGAGAAUAAACAUGCUGAGCCGAUCUAUGAAAAUGAAUCGAAGGAAAUUCGUUGCUUAAAUGCCAUCACCAUGAAUUGUUGUGCACAAAAUCAACGCACAGUACUAAUUGUUUGCACCAAGUACUGGCAAAUCUAUGAUGCGGGAGAUUUUACAGUACUCUGUUCAGUCAUCGCACCGACACGCGAACGUUGGCAAGGUGGUGAUUUCAUCACUUCCGAUCGCGUCAUGCUGUGGACUGACGAGGGCAAAGGCUAUAUUUACAAGCUACCUGCCAAUUGUAUACCAGACAACAAAGAGUUCCAUGCCAAAUCAGUGGUACGUGAUGCCCCCUACUUAUAUUAUGUACUGCAGCAACCGGGCGAUAAAGUGUUGUCGUGUCCACCCGCAAUGAAAUUGCUGCGAUAUCAACGCGAAGAAGGCAAGAUGCAACACUAUUUGUUACGUGGAGAUUCAGAAGGCUAUAUCUCCGUAUGGACUGUUCCCGAGGUACCACUGGAUAACAUCUGCAUAUUGCAAGCGAAACAAAUGCCACCAAGAGUGCUUAAACCUACUGUCUGUACUUCGCUAGUAGAGGCCUGGUCUAUCAUGGAUCCACCGCCCGUUGGUAUACUCGAUCAACUAUCGCGUAUCACAGAAACGCCCGUCAAACUAACCUCAAGCAUUUACCUACCGCAGCAAAGUCGGUUGGUAAUUGGACGUGAAGAUGGCACCAUUGUUAUCGUGCCUGCCACCCAAACCGUUAUGAUGCAGCUGUUAAUAGGCAUCAAGCAAAACUUCAGCGAUUGGCCGUCACAUCAAAUUCUCUACGGCCAUCGCGGGCGUGUCAACUGCCUAUUGUGUCCUUCACUGGUGCAUCCACGCUACGAAAAGUCUCAUUUACUAUCAGGUGGGGUCGAUUUCGCCGUUUGUUUGUGGGACUUGUAUAGUGGCAGUUUGUUGCAUCGCUUCUGCGUGCAUGCCGGCGAGAUAACACAACUGCUGGUGCCUCCGGAGACUUGUAGUAACCGCAUACUGAAAUGUAUCUGUUCGGUUGCAUCAGAUCACUCGGUAACGCUAUUAAGCUUACAGGAACGCAAAUGUGUUACACUUGCGAGUCGUCAUCUGUUUCCGGUAAUAUCCAUAAAAUGGCGUCCACUGGACGAUUUUCUUAUCGUUGGUUGCUCAGACGGUUCUGUGUAUGUGUGGCAAAUGGAAACAGGUCACUUGGAUCGUGUGCUACAUGGUAUGCUGGCUGAAGAGGUGCUAUUGGCGUGCGACGAACAGUCUGCUGAAGAUGGUAGUGGUGGGCACAGUGGUGCAACCGCGGCCACUUCAGAAAUGGGAAUGGCCAAUCCGGCUGUACACUUUUUCCGCGGCAUAAAAUCCCGGAAUAUGAACGCCAUACGACAUGCAACUCAACGCGGCAUACAUCAGCUGCAGCAACUGCAAGGCCAUAACCAAGGUAACUUCGAUUUCCUAAUGAAACACCGCAGCAAUCCGCUUGUGAUUCAAGGUUUACGUACCAAUCCUAAAGAUGCAGAAAGUCAUAUAUUAUUUUUCGACAUUGAAGGACUAAUAUUUGAAUUGCAUAGCGAAGAGUAUGCACAAAUGACGCCCGCUGCCCUAGAGGCGCUGGGUGUGGUUCUAAGCAACCCGAAAGAUAAGGCGGUGCAUCUGGAUGCAUCCAAAAAAAUUAGCGAUUUCUUUGGGAAGGUGAAAAACAAAGCUGGCGAUAUGGAAAAAAUAUUGAAAGACAAGGAUAAACACGGACUAGUGCAGAAGUUCAAGGAGAAGACGGAGGCAAUGGAAAAGAAGGUGCAAGCGAAAGUCGAAAGUUUUCAAAAAGUCGUGGAGACGCAAGAUCAGCCUGAUGACUUGCGUAACAAAAUAGCUUCGAAAAUGGAGGUGACACACGUGAUGGAAGUGGCGCAAUUAUUGCUAUCACUUUUACACUCCUGGGGUCUCGAUCCACAUUUGGAUAAAGUGUGUGAAUCACAGUUGGGUCUGCUGCGUCCAAUUGUGCCAGUUUCGUUUGGCGUUCUUUCCAAGGCUGGUUACAUGUCGCUGCUGUUGCCCACAUGGCAGAACAACUACCAAAUACCCGACAAUAUACCACCCACGCCUAGUAGCUCGAAGAAACGCGAUAUUCCGCCUGAAUUACUGCGCCAAGAGCAGUUAACUGCUGUCUUUACAUCACGUUUACAUUGGGAGUUGAGCACAACAUUGACGUCAAACCACAUAUUGGCACUCGUGGCGAUGUCCAAUACUCUGAUGUCGAUGAACGCCGCAUCUUUUCUUCCCGAUAGCGAAAAGAGCAAGAAAUUGCAGCGAUUGGCUCAACGUACCGAAUCCACGCUGAGUAACGAAGAGGAGCGUGAGGAGCUCAUAGCACAUCACACAUCGCAAAUCAAACAGGGCUGGAGUUUAUUGUCCACACACCAUUGCUUCCUAUUGCCCGACAAGAUCGAGGCAUUAGAACCACGAAAAUUCAAACGGCCACAAGUUGAGGCGAUGGCCAAGCGUUGGCAACAUCAUUGCAUUGAGAUCCGCGAGGCGGCCCAACAGAUUCUACUUGGUGAAUUGACGCGCAUGGGUAAGAAGGGGCGCAAACAGCUGGUGGAUAGUUGGGCACAGUACUUACCGCUCUACACGCACACCGAACCCAUCGCACAGCCACAAGUGCUGGCGGCGGCACAGGGCAACAGUGGCAACGGCACGAAUGGUCAUAUCGGCACAGUUGACAAUCAGGACGAGGACUACGAGGAGGAGGAAGAGGAAAUCAUACGCAAGCCGUCCAGUUUGUCUGAAUUGAAACGCAAACAGACAACGGCUGUCAUAUUGUUGGGCGUAAUCGGCGCCGAAUUCGGACAGGACAUUUCACAAGAUUCACCACAGCGUGCAACUGCUGAAAGACGAAAAUCCUCGGUGGCUGAAGGUUUUGGCAUAGCCAAUAAUUUGGCCCGAUUAACGUCUAUGGCUUUAGCCCAUUUGCUUUACGCACCACCCUCACAAAAACUACCAAAGUACACGCCACUUCGACGUGCAGCAAUUGAUUUGCUUGGACGCGGCUUCACAGUAUGGGAACCAUAUUUAGAUGUAAGCAAAGUGCUGCUCGGUUUGUUGGAAAUCGCUUGCGCCGGCAAAUCGGUACCUAAUCUAAACUACAAACUACCAUUGACACCACAGGCGGAUGCGUGUCGUACCGCGCGACAUGCCCUUCGUCUGAUUGCGACUGCAAGGCCUGCCGCCUUCAUAACGACCAUGGCGCGCGAGGUGGCACGCUACAACACUAUGCAACAGAAUGCACAGUCCAUUAACCAACCAAUUACCCAGUCAGUGCUUUUUAAAGCCAAGGCGGAAAUAAUAUUGUGCGUUGAAAUGCUCAUUGAUAAAAUGCAAGCUGAAAUCGCCAGCCUACUUGUAGAGGUGAUGGACAUUACUCUGCACUGUGUGGACAAUAAUGAGUUGAAGGCGCGCGGCCUAGCCGAGGUAUGUCCCUCGAUAUGCAAAUUUAAUCAAAUAUCGCAUUGUGGUCAAACGCGACGUAUUGCCGUUGGCGCACACAACGGUCAUCUGGCAAUCUAUGAACUGCGUCAAAACAAGUGCCAGAUGAUACCAGCGCACACACAUCCCAUAACUUCGUUGGCUUUUUCGCCGGACGGCAAAUUCCUUGUUUCUUAUUCGUGCAGCGAAAACCGGCUAUCCUUCUGGCAGACGAGUACCGGCAUGUUCGGCUUAGGCAAUUCACAAACACGUUGCACUAAAGGCUACUCGACAGCACCCAUACCCGAUGUGUCGCGCUUAAAUCCGAUGCGUCUAGCCAAAUUGGUGUGGAUCAACAAUCGCACAGUCACGCUAAUGUUGGCCGACGGCUCGGAGACGCGAUUCAAUGUGUAGGUUGUGCGGCGUGGUUUGGGACGGAAUAGAAAACUUAAGGACGGCAGCGAUGCAGUCAAAGCUGUACGAGCAUCUAGGCAGUUAAUAUUUAGGGAUUUUGAUUUAAAGGCUUUUAAUAGGCGCACGAACGGCUGGGCGUAAGGGCGAACAGUUUGUCGUGGAGUAACGGGUAGAUACCAGUAUUUUUAAACAUCAGUUUUUUUUUUUGUUAUUCUAACUGUACGGCAAAGUCUAACUUAAUACGCUUAACGGUUCCUACAUUUGCUGCAAGCAAAACUGAAAGCGCUUAUAAAGUGUAUUUAGUUGUAAUAAUUUGCAAAAGAAAAACAGUUAUUGUUUACAAAAGUGAUUUUAAUUCUUUUUGUUAUUGUUUACUUAAUUUUAAUACAAAAAGGGCACUUUUGAAGUGCUAUUGUGAAUUUUUAUUUAUUUUUGUUUCCGAAAUCAAUUUUCAUAUCAAAUUUGACGUUUUGAUUUUAUGUUGCGCAUUUCGUCGUCGUUGUUGUUUCCCUGUAUUCAACUGCCAUCCGAAAGACACUGUUCGCCCAUGCGUGGAGGGUAUAUAACGUUUGUGUUGCAUAAAUUAUUAGUUGUAUUUAUGCGAGUAAUAGAGAGUUCUAACGGUGGUACGCACAUUUGCAAUGUACGUCCACACAUACAUACAUACCUGCAGCCAUGUUGGUCGCAUUGCAGUACUACAUAAAUGAAAAUUGUUAAACUAAACAACUGAUCAAUAUAAACAUUAAAUAUAUACGAAACUACACAAGUGCAAAUGCGAAAUGUAUUUAAAACACAAUUAACAAAAAUUAUGAAAAUUAUAAAAACAACUAAACUGCAUACAUACAUAGAAAAAAUUAAAAAAAAAAAAUGCGAUAUUAAAAAGUAAAAAAAGAGAGAACUACAAUAAAUAUGUAAAUGCUGUUAUUAAUAUUUGUUAAACUGUUAUUAUAUUAUAUUUACAAACAUACAUACAUAGUAACGAAGUUUAUUUUGCUCUUUUGUAAAAAUAAUUUCUAUGAAUUUACUGUGUUACUUUUGCAAAAAUAAGGGAAUAUAUAUAAAUAUAUACAUAUACUUGCAAACAUACAUACAUACAUACAUAUAUGUGAGGAAUUUUAUGUGGUGGCAUAUAACGAAAACACGGUAGAAACUAAAACAAUAAACUGUAAAACUACUACACUUGCAAUUAAAUUAAUUAUAAUGCAUACCUGUGCAUACAUACUUAUAUUUAUAUAUACUAUACAUAUAUAAAUUUAAAUUAAAUGUUUUAAUGGAUUGUAACCCCUUUUCUCCGCGUGUUUUUUUGGAGUUAUGUAGGCAUCGUGUAAACCAGCCGAUUGUAUUGUAUAUAUCCAAUCGAUUGCCUCCUCCAUAUCCAUAAUUGAAAAUUACAUUACUUACUACUAUCGAAAAAAUUUAUGAAAGAAAACUAUGUAUUAAAGAAAUUAAAUUAAAUUUAAUGAAAUUGUAUUGUGCUUACUUUUAAAUGUCCCUGAAUAAAAGUAUUAAUUAAUUAUACCGAUAAAAAAACGAA
This is a messenger RNA of Bactrocera oleae (olive fruit fly), 9168 nucleotides long. Lineage: Eukaryota; Metazoa; Arthropoda; Insecta; Diptera; Tephritidae. The record is from RefSeq and is a predicted model, not a curated record.